AUGUCCACCAUCUCCUCCCCCCGCAACCCCCCCGCGCCCCUCCGCCGCACCCCCUCCGGCACACCGACAUCCUCCGCCCGGCCCUCGUUCGACGUCUCCCGCUCCGCAGUCACCUCCCCCGUGCUCUCCGCCUCCCAGCCCUCAACAACAUCAGCAACAGCAGCAGCAACAACAACAGGCUCCUCCAAGCGCUCCAACAACCGCGCCGCUCUCCGCGAAUACUACAACCUCCGCGCCGCCGCCGCCGCCACGUCCGCCUCGACGCCAUCGACGCCGCGCAUCGUCGAGGUGCCCGACUCAGAGGUCCCCGCGAGCGAGAUUGACGCGCCGGACUUCAACCUCGAUGACUACCUACAAAAGAUUGUGGCGGAGAGCAGCUUGCAGGAGCUGCUGAAGCUGUAUACGAGGGUGCUGGGCGAAGUCAGAGCUCUGGAUGCGGAGAAGAAGGCCCUUGUGUACGACAACUACAGCAAGCUCAUUACCGCGACGGAGACGAUUCGCAAAAUGCGAGCAAAUAUGGACCCCUUGAACCCCAUGGCCACGACGCUCGAUCCGGCCAUUGCGCACAUCUACAGCCAGGCUUCCGCCAUACAGGAGUCUUUGCGGAAAUCAGUUCCCGCUCCAGAUUCAGACGAGGGCAAAGCCCGGGAAGCGCAACAGCGACGCCAACGCACCAGGCAGCUGGCAAUUGAGGUGCUGGCGACACCGGAGCGGCUGCAGGCUCUUGUCAAGGAGGGGAGAUAUGAAGAGGCGAGGAGACAGUGGGAGAUGCCCAGGAAGCUGCUGGAGGUCUGGAAACAAAAGGGACUGGGCGGAGACGACGUGCAGGCGUGCAUCGACCAAGGCGACGCAGCCAUUGCCCUGACGCGAAGCAGGUCACCGGCACCUGAAGCCGCGAGGAACGGGCGAUACGGCGCAUUGGCCUCACCGACACCGCAUGCCAUGAAGCAAUGA
Trichoderma reesei QM6a is the source of this 954-nucleotide messenger RNA. RefSeq lists its product as uncharacterized. Gene Ontology annotation, biological process: endocytic recycling; Golgi vesicle transport; Golgi organization. The record is from RefSeq and is a predicted model, not a curated record. Gene Ontology annotation, cellular component: GARP complex; EARP complex; membrane. The transcript is spliced from 2 exons. Lineage: Eukaryota; Fungi; Ascomycota; Sordariomycetes; Hypocreales; Hypocreaceae. The coding region runs from base 1 to 954 and encodes 317 amino acids.